UCUAAACGGUGUCGUUUCAGUCCAUAAACUCUAACGAGUCAAUCCUUUUCCACAACCAGUGCCGAUCCCUUAGAACACCUGAAAGUGAGAGAAACUGAAGAAGCAGGCAAGAUAAAGAAACGAAAAUGGAUCCUCUACUGUGGCAUAAAAUAGCUGGGCUCUCUGGAAUGGCAGCUUUGGGGUUGGGCACAUAUGGCGCCCAUGGCUUCAAACCCGAAAACCCAACUUACAAAGAUGUUUGGCAAACGGCGUCUCUCUACCAUUUGGUUCACACAGCCGCUCUGGUUGCUGCCCCUAUCACGAAGCACCCCAACAUUUUUGGAGGCCUUUUGACUACUGGAAUACUCGCAUUCUCAGGGACGUGUUAUACUGUGGCAUUACUUGAGGAUAGAAAGUAUUCUACGUUGGCUCCUUUCGGUGGCUUUGCUUUUAUCGCUGGUUGGGCUAGCUUGCUCUUCUAAGAUUUCGAACUUCUCAGGAUCCCUGCCCAACUUGUGUUGUUGAGUUCACUAUUUAUGAUUAUAUACCCUUUCAACUGGGCAAAUAGAUCCCAAUGUGGAGUCUCCUUGAAUUUCAAAGUUGUCUUCCCCUUUGCCAUGCCAAUUAUAUAUGGUGUAUAUCAAUCUACUGAUUAUGCUACUUCAAUGUUAUUUGGUGCUAUUUGCAUGGGAGCUUCUACAAUGGGGAGUUCAGAGUGAGGAGCUCAUUUGAGGGGUUCAAUCCCACCAUCAAAUCACUUAAAAUGUUUAAGUCCAUUGGUUUCCUCAUAUUUGUUGAUGGUGGAAUUGAACUCCUCAGAUGAACUCCUUACUCUAAACUCCUCAUUAUAGCAUUUCUGCUGUUUGCCUAUACUUGUAGAAUAUUUUUCCCAUACAAAUGAGAUUACAGGUUUGCAGAUAUAA
Messenger RNA from Prunus mume (Japanese apricot), 902 nucleotides. RefSeq lists its product as uncharacterized. Gene Ontology annotation, cellular component: membrane. The record is from RefSeq and is a predicted model, not a curated record. Lineage: Eukaryota; Viridiplantae; Streptophyta; Magnoliopsida; Rosales; Rosaceae.